CACAUCGGGGCGAGGCCAGCCUAGUUAUGAGUUUUAUUAUCCAUCAGCAGUAGCAUGGCAAUUGGGAUUUGGCCAAGUGCCGAUUCAUCCUUUCUUCGCCGAUAAGGUUAAAGCGAGGGAGACUGUCAAGAUCACUUUGGUUUAUGGUCGCCUGAAGAACUUGGAGCCCGAUGUGAGUACCAUUGAUCUGAGUAAUUGGCAAAUUGCCCCUUUCACAUCGAUCCCCUUCAAACAUUGGUGGUCAGAAUGGCAAGACCAUCUCUUCUGCUUAUCGGUGAGCAGUUACUGCAAAAAUCUUGAUGCCGAUUACCAAGAACCUAAGGAGGAGACUCCCAGUGUAUCUCCUCCAACGAUGAGUAGGAGCGGCCAAUUGAUUGCACAUGCUCCUUCAUCGGAGAAUCCCCUUAUCGGCUAUAAUGCUCCAUCUCUGGAACACAUUUUGGCAGGGAGGAAACGAAAGCCCUCUAGCACCAAAGUAGUGACGCGUAAAUCUCCAGUCCAAGGGUCUUCAAGCCAACAAGCUCUUUUAUCGGCAACAUCAUCAUCGGCACAGGUUGCCGAUACUACAAUUGUAGAUGUUCCGGAUACUCCGCCAGCUGGAGAACAUGCCGAGGAUACACCAAUCGGAGAUCAGACAGGAAGAACAGAUUCCCAAGACGACUCGCCACAGUCUUCUCCUUCGGCUAGAAUUAAAACCUUGUCCCCAGCAUUGAAGAAGGCAAGAACAACUGCUUCGUCUUCUCAGGUGCUAGCUGGGACUUCCAGUCAAUCAACCCCUUCACAUGGGACUUCUGAUGCUGGGGCAGCCGCUUCUCUGCAGAUGGCCACACUACUUCCCCCUCCUAGCUCCAAUUUUGACGAGAUGAACUUGAAGCAGAUAAAAAUCCUCUUCCAGCCGAUUUCAUAAUUAAAAAAUUUCAUCGGCUAACCUUACUUUUCUUUCACGCACAAGACUCUCCAGACAACAGCAUGUUUUCUUUUCAGAUUGGGCCGCCUUGCAAGAAGAAGAGCCAUCAUCGGCUGAAUCUGCAGCAUUACCAGAAGACGUCAGGACCAAGCUCCAAGAGAUUCUCUCUUUCCUGAAUCAGGAUAUCGGUCAAUUGGUUCGAGAUGCCGAACCGAUUCGUGCUGUCUUGAAGCUUUUGGAAGGCCAGCUCCCUGAACCGAUUGAAGAAGCAUUGACUCCUGUGGCAUUCAUCGAGAGCCACCGGGUGCAAGUCCUGAGAGCUCAGAAACGUCUUGCUGAUCACCUCCAACAAGAACAGAUUGCCAAGCAAAGGGAUGAUCUCAAAGGUCUUGUGGAGUAGACUCGUAAAGAAAUUGACUCGUUGACCCUUUCUCAGGCCGAUCUGCAGAAAACCAAGAGUGAGCUGGAGGCCAAGCGUGAUUUCCUCCUUCAAGAACUCAAUCGAGUCAACCAAGAUAUCGAUGCCGUAGAUAAUGAUUUGUCUCAAACCCAACCGGCCAUCAAGAAGAUUGAAGCAGAGAAACAGGAGCGAGCUCGCCAAGCCUAUCAAAUUCACAAGAGUCUUCAGCCGAUUCCGGGUUCAGCCGAUGAUGACAAUAGGGCGAUCCAAGAGGCUGACGAAAUCCGCCUGCGUGCGAUGAAUGUGAUCCAAAAUUCUCUUGGAUCAUUGUAAUAGAUUUAUGCACUUAGCUCUGUGAUGCAAACACUUUCAGCCCCAUUAUGAUGUAUGCUGUAGUGCGAAUUCUUCUGGCCUCA
Molecule: messenger RNA, 1723 nt
Organism: Panicum virgatum (switchgrass)
Lineage: Eukaryota; Viridiplantae; Streptophyta; Magnoliopsida; Poales; Poaceae
Exons: 5
Coding region: 353-907 (184 amino acids)
Source: RefSeq, a predicted model, not a curated record